AUGUUGGAGAUCACUGUAAUAUCAGCUCAAGGCCUUAAAGCCUCCUCCUCUUCAACUCUCUUCCCUCCCCGCCGUCUUCGGCCUUUUGCAACCAUUACCACAACCCCACCUUUCGCAUUUAGACCACCAGCAGCAGCUACGAACAUGAGUUGUAAGAAACUAAGCAAAGUUUGCCGGACAAAAGUGGAUGAUAAAGGAGGUGUAAACCCUACAUGGGGUGAAAAGUUUCAGCUACCCCUUGAUGCUCACUUCUCCUGCAUGUGCCUCCAGUUAUACACCAAGAAGAAGAACUUCUUCUUUACAGGCUAUACUCAUCUAGGGUGGUGUCAAAUUCCGGUGACGGAUAUCCUAGAUGGGCUUUUGCCGGCAGGAUCCCUCCGUCACUUGGCUUACCAGCUACGGGCUAGAGAUGGUUCAAGAGGUCACGGGAUAGUCAAUGUUGCUGUGAAGUUGGAAAGUACAGUUCCACUUCCAAUGGCACAUCCUCAAUGGUCUUCCACAUGCAGCGAUACACAGUACUGGCCUGAGAUGAAUGCGUCUCGGAUGGUCGUGGGCAUCCCCGUGGAGUGUGUUUCCAGUUCCACCUCUGACAGUCUGACUGAGCCUUAA
Molecule: messenger RNA, 609 nt
Organism: Coffea eugenioides
Lineage: Eukaryota; Viridiplantae; Streptophyta; Magnoliopsida; Gentianales; Rubiaceae
Product: BON1-associated protein 2-like
Exons: 1
Coding region: 1-609 (202 amino acids)
Biological process (GO): defense response
Source: RefSeq, a predicted model, not a curated record